Neoarius graeffei (lesser salmon catfish) is the source of this 3049-nucleotide messenger RNA. It is a transcript of the gene tspan5b, whose product is annotated as tetraspanin 5b. Gene Ontology annotation, cellular component: membrane. Gene Ontology annotation, biological process: protein maturation; protein localization to plasma membrane; regulation of vascular endothelial growth factor signaling pathway. The transcript has 9 exons. Bases 239 to 1054 code for a protein of 271 amino acids. NCBI's taxonomy places the organism in Eukaryota, Metazoa, Chordata, Actinopteri, Siluriformes, Ariidae. The record is from RefSeq and is a predicted model, not a curated record.
UUCGGCGCUCUGCUACGCCCGUACCGUUAUUCGGGUCCAAGUGCAGGUCAUAAGCGACAUUUCCAUAAAUACUGGAGAGGACUGGACUCUUGUGUGGUUUAUAAACGCUCCGGAGGAAUCAGAAGGAGCUGAAGGAUGCGGACUGCACUGAGGAGGAGAUGAGCGGCUCGUCUUCAUCACAAACACCUUCAUCUCCAUCAGCACUGAGAGCGUUACUGUAAAAGCCUCCGGCAGCAGCAUGUCCGGGAAACACUUUAAUGUGCAUGAAGUCGGCUGCUGUAUUAAAUACUUCAUCUUCGGAUUUAAUAUAAUAUUCUGGCUGCUGGGCGUGGCCUUCUUGUCUGUCGCUUUAUGGGCCUGGAGUGAGAAGGGUGUUCUGUCCAACAUCUCAUCCAUCACAGAUCUGGGUGGGUUUGACCCUGUGUGGUUGUUCCUGGUCGUGGGGACGGUGAUGUUUGUGCUCGGCUUCGCUGGUUGCAUCGGCGCCCUGAGAGAAAACUCGUUCCUGCUGAAGUUUUUUUCCGUGUUUUUGGGAAUCAUCUUCUUCCUGGAGCUAACCGCCGGAGUCCUGGCCUUCGUCUUUAAGGACUGGAUCAAAGAUCAGCUCAAGUUCUUCAUCAAUAACAACAUCCGAGCAUACCGAGACGACAUCGACCUGCAGAACCUCAUCGACUUCACGCAGGAAUAUUGGGAGUGCUGCGGCGCGUACGGACCUGAGGACUGGAACCUGAACAUCUACUUUAACUGCACUGACACCAACCUGAGCCGAGAGAGGUGUGGAGUUCCCUUCUCCUGCUGCACUAAAGACCCUGCUGAGGAUGUAAUAAACACUCAGUGUGGUUACGACAUCCGAGCUAAAGCUGACUCGGAGCAGAAGACCUUCAUCUACACUAAAGGCUGUGUACCGCAGUUUGAAAAAUGGCUGCAGGAGAAUCUGACAGUGGUGGCUGGAAUCUUCAUAGGAAUCGCCCUGCUGCAGAUUUUUGGGAUUUGUUUGGCUCAGAACCUGCUGAGUGACAUCGAGGCUGUGAGGGAAAGCUGUUUGUUCACUUGACCUGUUGAAGCCACCGUCGCCUCAGCGUCCUGUCGAGGGAAGAAGACUUUUCACUUUCAUUUUUAUUUCUAAAACACUUUAAAUUCCUCUCCGUGUGUCACUUUGUAAACCGUACCAUCGAGCCGCGUGCGAGUGUCUAAUUCCUCUAAUCCAGACAUCACUGCAGUUCCAGCACUGACCACAAGGCGUAGUGGUAGAGUCUGUAGUGUCACGCGUGUGAUGUAGAAGUUAAGAAAUAUUCCUUUUUAAAAAUGAACACGUGUGAGGUAAAAAAAAAUUUACACACCUCUGUCACUCAUCACAAUUAACUGACAUAACUAACUGUGUUUCAUUCGUUAAUUUUAAACUUUGCUAACAGCUAACGGAAGCUUAUGAAGACCAGCUAGCAUCAUGCUAACAGCGCAAAUUACCUCACACUUUUUUUUUUCCCCAUUUAUAAAAACAGCUGUAAUUUAGUCGAGAUUUUAACUUUUCAUGAAUUAGCAAACUUAAGUCUCGGAUUUCGGUAUCGUAAUGGUCAGACGAUUCCGCUAACUGUAAGCAACGUUAAAAGCUCCAUUUGAGGUAAAUAAAAAAAAAAGACUUGCAUAACUAAUUUAGUUCGCUAACUGAAUUUCUUUUUGUCUCUGUGACAUAAACCUCUGCUUUUCAUACUAGGAAGCUACAAUGAUGGCGCUUGUUUUAAGAUCAGAUAUGUAUAUUGUGUAUAAAUAGGUUAAUUUCAGAGCACUGCUUUUAUGUUUUUGUUUUUUGUGUGUUUUAAUUGCUAACUAAAUCUGUUCAAAGUGGCAGUAUAAGAAUUGCUGCAUGUGUACUGGAAUAAUAAUAAUAAUAUUAUUAUUAUUAUUAGCAUAAAUGCACCUAGUAUCAACAGCUAGCGCUUUAAGAUAAUUAUAAUGAUGAAAAUAUUCGACAGUGUGUCUCAUUUGUGUUUACAUUGUGUUUAAUAAGUCUGGAAAAUUAAUCCGGACUUCAUCGUAAAUUCAGACUUCUAAAUUUAACUGCAGUCUUUUGAUUACUUCUGGUAUGACUAGCGAUAGAGAUGCUAACUAUGCUAACGUGUUAAGCUGAAUAGCAGAAAUAAAGUUAGUUAUCUAUAAGAGCAAUUAAGUUUUUUUUUUUUUACUUGAAACUGAGGCCAUUUUUGUCGAAAAUUACAAGUGAUUCAUAAAUAAUUAGUGAACAUUUUUAAAUUUUAUAUCUUAAGUGUGUGAUUCGGUGCAUUAGCAUGAAAACACGUUUGGGCGCAAAAUCUAUUCAAACUGAAUAUUUUUAAAUAAAAAGCAUUGAUAGUAGGUGCCUUGUUGUUGUAGUUCUUUAGGUAUGUCAGUAUGAAUUUAAUAUUAUAGCUAUCGAAAUGUUCUGAAUCUUUUUCAUGCUAGCUGUAUGAGGGAGUAAUUUUGAACUUACUGGAUUUUCUGGGCUAUAAGAUGCAUCAUUGUUAUCGUCGUUGUUGUGGGGUUUAUUGGUAAAUUAGACAAAUAAGAUAUGUACACAUUAUAAAUAAGAUGUUAAAGCCCAUUAGUGUUAUCGUAACACACCUGUUUAUUAAGAUUAUGUUGAGGUUAAAUUGCACUACUGUUAGCUUGGUGCUAAUCGAAAAUAAAAUUGGUGGCAAAAUGCCCAUACCAGCAGGUGGGGAUUUAGUGUGGUGUCGUGUUUACUGUGGAGCAAGUUAUAGUCCAGAAAAUAUGGUAAAUUAGCGUAUCUAAGUAGAGCUGAGAGAGGCAUAUAGUUUUGCUUUUGACGCACAUUGGGAACACGAAUAUAAAUAACUGAAAGUGUUAAUGUUGUGUUUUUUAUAAGAAUGAAGUAAAUCUAACUCCAGCACUUGUGUUUAACAGGGUUUUUUCUCUUCAAAGGUUCUCAUUGCUUGUGUGUUGUUGUGGUUGAUGUGAUAUAAGUCUCUUCACAGUAUUGUGUUUAAGCGUAUAAGCUAUUCUCCUCCACCCGGUGAGUGGUGUGAACAAUAAAGUUUGAUAUGUUUUGGUAAAA